Ostreococcus tauri is the source of this 2691-nucleotide messenger RNA. Its product is annotated as RWP-RK domain. The coding region runs from base 1 to 2691 and encodes 896 amino acids. The transcript has a single exon. The record is from RefSeq and is a predicted model, not a curated record. NCBI's taxonomy places the organism in Eukaryota, Viridiplantae, Chlorophyta, Mamiellophyceae, Mamiellales, Bathycoccaceae. Gene Ontology annotation, molecular function: protein binding; DNA-binding transcription factor activity.
AUGGCGUCGUGCCAGCGCGAGCCCGGCGACGCCCUACUCGAAGCAUUCCUGGAGGGACUUCCGAACGCGGACGCGAGCGAUGAUCCAGUGCUCGGAGACGUCGAAUCCCUUUUCGACGGACUCGUGGACGAUAUGAACUCCGAUCAAGCGCAGCGCGUUCAGGGAGGCGCGUUAGCGACGACGCAAGGUCCGAGAGAUGGGCGGGUGGGGAGACCGGCGACUGCUGGAGAAAGGGGUAGGAAUACGCGCUCGACGUCGAGAUCGAAAUCGAGGAGCAGAGCGAGGAGCGCGGGGAGAGAUUCAACCGUUCGUUCGCUAGUGCGCGCGGCUCUUGCAUCCACGGGAUCUGUGAACGACGGUUUAGAAGAUGCGGUGGACAACGUGCGGAGUAAGCUCACGGCAAUGGCAGAGGGCGUCAAAAGUAUCAUCGAACACGAAUGUCUCAUCCAGGUAUGGCUUGUAGACAAACGUGACGAGGAAUGGACCAUGAGCGCGUGCGAUGAACUCGUUGGAUUGAAGAGUGCGAACCACAUGGAUGCACUUUGGGCGUUCCACUCGGAGUUUAAGAGCUUCUCGCUGAACGCGUAUAUGGCAGGUCAUGACGGGUUCACACCGGUAUCGGGUGCCCCGGGCCGCGUUUUCGUGACGAAGGAGCCCGAGUUCACGCCUUCUGUGCAGUGCUACAACCCGUCCGAGUAUCAGAGGAAGGCAUUGGCGUGUGAAAUGGGUUGCCACAGCCAGCUCCUCGUGCCAAUUUUUCUUGAGGCUGUGGAGACACCUAUUGGCAUAGUGGAGGUCACGUUCCUUCGAGUAUUAGAUAAUAUUGGAACCCUUUAUCGACAGAUUCUGAACGAAAUUACAUCAGUCGGUUUGAAAUCGGCGACAUCGCCGCUGCUGGGACCACCUAUCAUGAUGGCGGAGAGGAUUGCACCAGACAGUCAGCGCUUAGACUCUGGUUCAAUAGCAACAAGGUUGCAAGAUUUCUGCUCUAGAAUGGACAUUCCUUACGCUCAGAUUUGGAUUCCUUGCGCCGCAGAUAAAACUUUUGUCACUGCUGGUGCGCCGUUUUAUCAGAUUUCGACACACUUCAACCAAUACAGGAACUUCGCGUCAAAUGUUGGGAUAGCAGACAGUCAUGGAACGUUUUCAAAAGUAUGGACAAGUGGAUCCAUGAUUUGGUUACACGAUUUGAGCACGAUCUCGCGUCGUGAUCUCGUUCUAAAACACGCGUGUGAACUGCUCCAAAUCCGCGCCAUGUGCGUUUCAAAAGUUGCUUUCAAUGACGUCAAAACAGGCGCGCCUCUUGAGGUGUUAUUAGAAGUCCUCCUCGACCCCAAUCUGAAAUCACCUCGAGAGCAAGCGAAGACAGUGCAGGCCUUCUGGUCAUCGCUUGAAAGCUCUCUGAACGUCUCAGUCGUCACGCAAACCGAGAAAACGUGGCUUGAAGAGAUGAAGAAGGAGCAAACUGCGUCGGAUGUGCAAAUAGAAGGCACAAACGUAUCGACCAUGUGGGGCAUCACCCUCGAAGUCUUGCAAGCGAACUUUCACAAGCACCUCAAGCAGGCUGCAAGCGACUUAGGAGUCGGUAGUACAACGCUCAAGCGCAUCUGUCGACAGUAUGGCAUUCGUCGCUGGCCAAGACGCAGCCUCAAUAGCAGGAAUGGCCGUAUGAACGAGAUCCUGACCAAGUCUCAGGGUGGCGAAGAUAGCUACGGAGAACUUCGGUCCGAAUCACCGGUUCAACCUACUGGUAGCGCCAUCUCGUACGCCUCAGAAUUAUUAGACCAAGCCGCUGAGCGCUUUGCUCGUGAUGCCGCUGGAGUAUCGCACGAAGCACAACAUCACAAACGAGGUCUUGAGGAACGAGUUCAUAGGGGCGGUAAUCUUGGAGCUCUUUGGCGUGGUGGCAAGAUGCAACGCGGUGCGAGUUGGCAUGGAAAUGAUGCCGCACUCAACGCGAUAGAGUUCGAUGUACCUACGCGCUUUGAACAAAGCGUGCAUGGAAUGUACAACUUCAAUAUGUCUCCGCCACCGCUGGACCAAUCUGUUCACGGAAACACCGCCCUGGACGAGCUCAGGAAUAAUCAAGAAAUGGCUGACUUCUUUGAAGGAUUAGUUCAAGACCCCUCAGAACAUCAGGCGCUGAUCGUGAAGAUCAGUGUCGGCGAUACUCUCAUGCGGGUUCGAUUAGUAACGGCCUCGCGAUACGCUGAGCUCACGGAAGCGCUAGGCGCUAUGCUGUCCGAAACACUGGCCAACUGCAAGCUCAAAUACCAAGACGAUGAGGGUGACUGGUGCUUGAUGCGUAGUCAGGAAGACUUUGACGAGUGCAUCGCUCUCAACACACAUAAAGGAAAAUCAAACGUUAUACGAAUCAAGUUGACGAUGGAUGGUACCGUAAAGGACUUGUUCAAACUUGAGCAAGUUGUUAGAAAACUACCACCAAGCGUUGUAGCCAACGCGAUAUCUGUCAAGGCAAGUGUAGAGGAUGACGUGGUGAGAUUUAAGCUGACAUCAGAUAUGACGUUCGCAGCUCUUUUGGCGAAGCUACAUUUGAAUGGUAAGAAGGAAGUGACUCUGCAUUACCUGGACGACGGCGACGAGUGGAUAAGACUCGGCGGCGACUUAGACUUGUUAGAAGCGCGAAUCUGUGGGGAUGCCGCAGGGGCACUUCGCAUUAAAUGUAUGUGA